GGAAAAGGGAAAUUAUUGAGAUACUCCAUAUUUAAGAGGGAGUCCGCCUCCCAUACUAUUACUAUACAAUACAUUCUCAAACCAUCAUAGUCCGUAUAUGGCAAAAGAACACCCCAACACCCCAACUCACAGCAAACCUCCAGAAAAUAAGAACACACAAAACAAUUUCAAGAUGACCAUCCAAAACACCCAACGAAGAAGAACAAAACCAGAAGAGCCGCCAUCACAACCGCCGCCGCAAAACGCCGCCUCGCCACCUCAUUUGUCAUCCUCCUGUCCUUCUGAUGACGAGUUCUCCUUCACCAUAACCCUCCACCCCUCAUCCUCCACAAAAAUCCCCGCCCCGCCGGAUGAGGGACUCAAAACCACCAAGCCACCCACACCUUCCUUCACCGCACUCGAAGACGAUUUGUCUCCGGCAGAUGAGAUAUUCUUCCACGGGCACCUCCUCCCCCUCCGCCUCCUCUCCCACCUCCCCGUCUCCGCCCGCUCCUCCACCAACUCCAACGACAGUUUCGCCCUUCCCAUAAAGGACUACUUACAUGACAAGAAUAUAAAAAACUUGCAAAAACCAGCCAACACUCAAAUACCCAAAGAUCCAAAAGCACCCAAACCGGCGAAAUCCUCCGCCUUCUCCAUUUUCCGGCUACCGAAACGGCGAAAAGAUCAGUCCGAUUGUCCAACUCUCAUUAGAGAAGGGCAAAGGAAAGAAGAGAAGGAAAAGCAAUGGAGGAAGCUGAGAUGGGAUGUAACCCAAGUCGUGAAGAGGUACAUGAGAAUGGUGAGACCCCUCUUGUCGUCGUUCAAGAACGGCGGCGGUGGCGGGAUAAAGAGAGAGAGGCGGAAGGUGGAAACCGCCGACCGGAAAGCUCAUUCUUUUUCUUCUGGGAGUAUAAAUGUGACGAGAGGGAUCAGCAGAAGUGAUAAUAAUAUCACGAGCAGAAGAUCGUCGGCGUUUAGCGGAGGGUUGAGAGGGGAGUAUUCUGCACCCGCAUCUACCAGAACGUCCCCGACCAACAGCGGCCUUCUGGUGGCCAAACCGCCGUCGAAGUCAAAGGCGUCGAGUGAUAGCACGAUGGAAGAACUGCAAGCUGCUAUCCAAGCUGCUAUUGCUCAUUGCAAGAAUUCCAUCGCGAUUCAUGAAGAUCAUGGAAAGCCAAAUGUUGCCGUGGCUUAAUUAAUCAGAAGCUAAUGGUUAAAACAAGGUACUUAGGCCGGCCGAUAUUAUGGCACGGUCCGGUCAAGCUACGGUUCAGAAAAAAAGUUUGUCAUGAGAACCAAAUCCGUCUUGUCAGGCCGGCGGUUUAGGCGAGCCGAAUAUUCCGUCUGAAAUGCAGGAGGAGAAAGAAGCGAGGUUUUUCCCGCCGAAUUCACGGUUGGUCGGUAGCGGUUGAGAGAGUGCUGUCAAUUUAGUGGUGACGGCCCGAUAAUGUUACGUUCAACUCUCUCCUAGCAAGCAAUGUACCUGCAAGAUAGUGACUUUUCGAUUUCUUCUCGUAUUUCAUUAUUGGCAUCUUUUAUUUCGAUUGGGUAUUUUAUUGUUAGGAGUUGCGUAUAUUUGUGUAUUUAAAAUAAAAAAAUAUGCUAUGAUACAAAACGAAAUACAAAUACGUACUCCCUCAGCUCCAUCCCAAUUGAUCACACGAUUAAUUACAGAGUAAUUUUUGAUUUUGUUUUUUGAGUCAAAACUUUGUUGACUUUGGCCAUUCAAAAACUGCAUGUAAUACCUUUUAUCAAUUUUUUUGAACAUUUCAUUUUAAUACGGAGCAUUUGAUGUUCGUUGUAGUUUAUUAUAAAUUUUACAAGUGUAUAUUUUUAUAUAUUGGUGGAUAGUGGUCAAUGUUGGAAUUUGGAAACGCGAAAGUUGAAAUGUGAAUUUAAUUGAUGGAUUGGAAUAAAUUAUUGUAUUCGUUAAUCAUACUGGUGAGAAAGUACUAUGUACAGUAUUAUUUAGACUUUAUGAAUGAUAAAAUUUGUAUAUCAAAAUUUUCAUUAAAAGUUAUGUUUAAUCUCAACAAUCAAAUUUAGAUGUAUAACAAAUUAAUAUUAAAAGUUUCAUUUUCAUUAAAAGAGAAUUUUGAAAAUAGAUGUAAAACUAAGAGCCCGUUUGGUAGCACGAAAAUCGGCUGUUUUGGCUAAUUCUGCUGAAAUUUAUGAAGUUCUGGCUGAGGUGGCUGCAUUGGCUGAUUCUGCUGAUACAAGAAAAAAAUAUUUUAAAAUAUAUUUUAUUAAUAAAAUAAAGAAAAAAUUAUAUGUAAAAAUAGCUAAAAUGAUCAUCUACAGUAACUUCAGCCAAUACAGCCAGAAAAGUUACUUCAACCUUACUUUUUCGACUUAUUACACAAUUCAGCGCGCAAAAACAAAGUUUACGUGUUUGGUAAAAAAGUUGGCUGAUAAGCCUGAUAAACCGAAAAUGAGGGUUGCCAAACGGCCUCUAAAUAUCAUUGAAAAAAGGGAUAAGGGUCAGAUAGGGCCUCAAACUUGAAAAAAAAUGUCAAAUAAGGCCAU
Cuscuta europaea is the source of this 2508-nucleotide messenger RNA. NCBI's taxonomy places the organism in Eukaryota, Viridiplantae, Streptophyta, Magnoliopsida, Solanales, Convolvulaceae. The record is from the annotation of a GenBank genome assembly.